AUGAAGAGAGAGAUGAAAAAGCGUUUCUUACCCGAGAACUAUAGGCAAGAUCUGUUCUUAAAGCUUCAUUCUUUGAAACAAAAUGAUCUGAGUGUUGAAGAGUAUACUCGAGAAUUUGAACAACUCAUGAUGAAGUGUGAUGUUUCUGAGUCCCAAGAACAAACAAUCGCUCGUUAUUUGGGUGGUUUGAAGAAACAUAUUGCUGACUCAGUGGAUUUACAGCCAUAUUGGAGUUUUCUUGAUGUAUGCAAGCUUGCCUAUAAAGUUGAAAAGCAACAAGACACCUCCAAGAAAUCGGCUUACAAACCAUUCAUAAAGGGAGCUUCUUCCAGCAAAGGGAGUUCGUCUUUUCAAGCUGAGAAGACCACGGUGAGAAAGGACAAGGCAAAAGUUGAUUCUCAGCCCAUGACAACCACUAAGGAGAGAAGAUGUUUCAAAUGUCAAGGAUAUGGGCAUAUUGCAUCUGAAUGUCCCAAUCGGCGCACAAUCACUCUCAAAGAAGUCGUAGAAACUAACGUCGAAGAAGAUGAACCAAUUUGGGAUCCAGAUGAAGAGGAAGAGUAUGUGGAGCAACCUGAUGAUGGUGAACUACUUGUGAUUCGCAAGUCUUUGAAUUCAAAUAUGGCGCCUAUGGAAGAGCAAAGAGAGAACAUCUUUCAAACAAGAUGUACCAUCAAAGGGAAGGUAUGCCAUGUUAUUGUUGAUAGUGGUAGCUGCACUAAUGUUGCUUCCGCGACCAUGAUUGAAAAGUUAAGUUUACCUACGAUGUCACACCCUCAGCCUUACAAACUCCAAUGGCUAAACAAGGGGAGUGAUGUGAAGGUAACUAAACAAGCAUUAAUCUCAUUUUCAAUUGGGAAACAUUAUCAAGAUAAGGUUACGUGUGAUAUAAUCCCUAUGGAUGCUUGCCAUUUGUUACUUGGAAGACCAUGGCAGUAUGAUCGAAAGGCGAUGCACGAUGGAUUCAAGAAUACUUAUUCUAUCCAUUUAGGGCAGAAAAGAAUCACUCUUACCCCAUUGUCUCCAAGCUGUGAUGAACGUGAUCGACAUGAAGAGAAUGGAGUAGCUGGCCAUUUUCUUAGCCAGGCUGAACUUCGUGAAACUUGCUUGAAGAAGCAACAAAUUUAUGCGCUACUUUUGCUUGAGCAGAAUGUGGUCCAUGAAGAUUUGAUUCAUCCUUUAGUCAUGACAUUGCUGAAUGAGUUUGCUGAUGUCUUCCCUGAAGAGAUGCCAUCCGGCUUACCUCCAAAGAGGGAGAUUCAACACCAAAUUGAUUUAAUGCCCGGCGUACCGUUACCAAACAAACCGGCAUAUAGAUGCAACCCGGAGGAGACUAAAGAGCUUCAACGACAAGUAGAUGAGCUGAUCUCCAAAGGCUACGUACGAGAGAGCUUGAGUCCAUGUUCUGUACCAGCCAUUUUGGUCCCCAAGAAGGAUGGUUCGUGGAGGAUGUGUAUGGACAGCCGUGCCAUCAACAAAAUUACGAUCUUCGGAGUGGUUAUCAUCAAAUUCGAAUGA
Molecule: messenger RNA, 1518 nt
Organism: Syzygium oleosum
Lineage: Eukaryota; Viridiplantae; Streptophyta; Magnoliopsida; Myrtales; Myrtaceae
Exons: 2
Coding region: 1-1518 (505 amino acids)
Molecular function (GO): nucleic acid binding; zinc ion binding
Source: RefSeq, a predicted model, not a curated record